This is a messenger RNA of Pelagomonas calceolata, 1848 nucleotides long. The record is from the annotation of a GenBank genome assembly. NCBI's taxonomy places the organism in Eukaryota, Pelagophyceae, Pelagomonadales, Pelagomonadaceae.
AUGGCAGCAACCAUCAAGCCGAGCGCCGGCGCGAAGCUCCGGGACAAAGGUCCAACACUGAGUACGGCACGAACCAGCCGCGCUGGAGGCAUUCUGGUCCGCGGCACGACGACGUGCAUCAGCUGCGGCAGCAAGGCGCCGACGCGCUACGCCGGGCAGAACGUCUGCGACGAGUGCCAGGUCGACACGCUCUCGCGGAAGCGGACGCCGCUGCAAGUCGACAACGGCUGGCCACGCGCGGGCGUCUGCGGCGCCGGCGCCCCGCCGAAGCCGCGAUCGAAACGCAACGGACCGCCGGCCGGCUGGUCGUCGGCCCGCGACGUCGCGCGGCGCGAGCGCAAGCGCGCCGACGCGGCGGCGGACCGCGCCUACGCAGCGGCGUUGAAGGCGCCGCCCGCGCCGCCCCCCAAGCCGCCGCCGCCGCCGACGCGCGCCGUCGAGCAGCGGCUCUACGCGGACGCGUCGGAGCGGAAGUGGCGCAAAUCCGUGGCGCGACGGAAGGCUCACGAAAAGCCGGCCGAACUCGUGACGGCGGCGGUGGCGCGGCCCCUGCGGCUCCGCGAGCGGAAGGCGGGGCACCGCAACGCUCGCUCGGCGGGCUCCGCGACGUUCGGGACCGCGUCUCGGUUCUCCGGCGAUCCCGCGGCGCCGCCGCCGGCCGUCGGGAUUCGGGACUGCGACACGUACAAGUACGUCGCCGCCGAGGCCGGCAUCCGCGACGUCCGCGUCGCGCGCGCCGCCGCUUUUUCGGCUGCUGUUUCGGCGGUCGUCUACGCAAAAUGCCUCGGGGAUCUGGCGCUGCGAGUGCGCGACGAUCGCGUACCGCGCGAGCGCCGUGACGUCGACGCGACGGAGGACGCCGCCGCGACGGCGUCGGCACCAGCGGCACUUUUCGACCGGCUCCACGCGUCGCGGCACUCGACGAAAUCGGCGGCGCGGCUUUGUCUCAGGCUCGCGCGGGUCUCUGUGCUGCGGCGCGUGUGGCCCCAACUUCUCACGUACGAGGGGCUGCUCGCGUGGCGCGCCGAGACGCGGCGCCUGCAGGGGGUUCCGGCCAUGCUCGCGCCGCGGCCGAGGCGCGGGCCUCCGCCGAAGAACGUGACGGCGCAGCCGCGGCGCCUCGACGACUGGAUUCUCGCGAACUACGAAUUACGACCGGCCGGCUACCGCACGCGCUCGCACACGUCGGCGCUCGUCAGGGCGCGGCGCGAGAUCCAGGACGAGCUGCGGCUGCGGCGCGCGGACGAGCUUCGGGCGAAGGAGCAGGCGGGCAACACCACGGCGCUCGCGCGCGAAGAGGGCGGACGGCUAGUGGUCGGUGCGCGGCGCGCCGAGGCGCUGACCGUCAAGGCGCCGCCGUCCUGCAGCUUCGGGCCGCCGCGCGUUGCUGCUCCUGCGCCGCCGGUGCGGCGCCAGAAGCCCCGUCCCGCGCCGCCGUUGGACAUUCCGAGGCGGCCCGACACGCCGGUGCUGGACACGCUCGACGAUUAUACGGAGCCCGGCGACGACUAUACGGAGCCCGGUGAGUCGUCGGACGAGGACGCCGCGCCGUCGCCGCCCGUGCCGGCGACCGGCGGAGCGCCCGAUCAAGCCGCGCCGCUCGACGAGUCUCCGGCGCGCGUCGAGAUCGAGGCACCGGCGCCCGCCUACUCCUCGCCGCCGCGGUGGCGCGCCGGUGCGCUGGUCGAUGCGCGCUUUUGCGGCAUGGACGAGUGGUACCCGGGCCGCGUUGUCCGCGUCGCGGAGGACGGCGCCGUGGAUAUCGAGUACGAGGACGGAGACUAUGAGACAGCGUUGCCGCCGGGGCAUGUGAGGGAGCGGGGUUAAUGGUUUGUUUAGAACUACCGC